Molecule: messenger RNA, 1327 nt
Organism: Daucus carota subsp. sativus
Lineage: Eukaryota; Viridiplantae; Streptophyta; Magnoliopsida; Apiales; Apiaceae
Exons: 6
Coding region: 212-1234 (340 amino acids)
Source: RefSeq, a predicted model, not a curated record
AAUAGAGAGAAGUACCAUGAUACAAAAAACGUGUAGACAUUAAGGGCAAGCACAGUUAGGUGAGAGGUUCUUUCAAACUAAUUACUCAAACUCAACUCACACUCUCUGAAUCAUAUAAGAUAUAAGGUGCUGCUAUUUUGCCAAAGGCUCUCAUCACUCCUGGACGUGCUCUUGAUUCACUCAUGUGCUUCUUUCCAGUUCUUGAUAAGAUAUGUUUGUCAAGCUAGCAGUUGCGGUAGUUGGCGGUCUUCUAGGUUGCAUAUAUGUGGUAUCAAAGAGACCUCCUUCAAAAGUUUGUGGAUCACCAGGUGGUCCCCCUAUAACUUCACCCAGAGUAAGGCUCGCUGAUGGAAGGCAUUUGGCUUAUAAAGAAGUGGGCGUUCCCAAGGAAACUGCCAAGUUUAAAGUCAUAAUUAUUCAUGGCUUUGCUAGUUCCAAAGACAUACAUCUGCCUAUUUCUCAGGAACUAAUAGAAGAGCUCCAGAUAUAUAUCUUGUCAUUUGACAGAGCAGGUUAUGGAGAGAGCGAUCCAUAUCCAAAGCGCUCAGUCAAGAGUGAGGCAUAUGAUAUACAACAAUUGGCAGACAAUUUGCAGAUCGGUCCUAAAUUUUAUGUGAUUGGGAUCUCGAUGGGAGCUUACCCUGUCUGGAGUUGCCUGAAAUACAUACCACACAGGUUGUCUGGAGCUUCACUAGUAGUCCCAUUUGUCCACUACUGGUGGCCUUGUUUUCCUGCUAGCCUGUCCAAAGAAGCUUUGAGUUUAUUACUUGUGCAAGACCAGUGGGCAUUUAGAGUUGCACAUUAUGCCCCUUGGCUCUUCAAUUGGUGGAUGACUCAAAAAUGGUUUCCUUCUUUAUCUAUCAACGAAGGUAACAUGGCCAUUUUCAGUGAACCGGAUUUAGAGAUACUAAAGAAUGCGCCAGAAACUCCAAGUACUGAUCAGGAAAAGAUAGUACAGCAAGGAGAGUACGAGUCUCUGUAUAGAGACGUAAUGGUUGGAUAUGCGAACUGGGAGUUUGAUCCAACAGAUCUUCAAAAUCCUUUCCCCAACAAUGAAGGCUCAGUUCACAUUUGGCAAGGCUUGGAAGAUAAGAUAAUUCCGUACAGCCUUAACCGUUAUCUCUCACAAAAGCUUCCAUGGAUUCGAUACCAUGAAGUUCCUGAUGCUGGACACCUUUUAGCAUUUAAAAGAAACUUUUGUGAGGCUAUUAUUAGGGACCUAUUACUUAAUUGAAACUGUCUCACAUUGAUAAUCCUGAUUAAUUAAAAGGGAUAAUGUAUAAUAAACAUCACAUUCUAGUAAAAUCCUGCUGCAUCAUUUCUUGUA